UCGCCUCUCGGUAAAGACGUGUGUGCAAGCCGCCAUUUUCCGGCGAACGUGGGUUUUCCGAUCCGCAGCGGUUUUUGGCAGUCAUUCAGAUCCAUGAUAAUGGACAUUUCCACUAUCGGUGUAAUUUUUUUAUGCAGAUUUUAGUGAUGCAGUCCGAAAUUCGGUGGGUCAAAUUGAGCAAAGCGUUAGCAGUGCCACAGCGCCGAUGACUAGCCUAGCUUCGAGAGGAGUGGACGACGAGCAUGGCGAACGCUACCGACGCGUACUGCGUGCCCGGCGCCACCAACUUCAACAAGGCUUACAGUCGGCUGCACGGCUACAUCGCCCUGGUCAUCUGCAUCGUCGGAUCUGCCACCAACUCCAUCAACAUCGCCGUUCUCAGUCGAAGAGAAAUGACCAGCUCCACCAACUCCAUCCUCACUGGACUGGCCGUAGCAGAUCUUCUAGUCAUGUUAGAAUACAUACCCUACGCCCUGCACAUGAACAUCAAAAUUGGACCUCAAGUUAACAAGAACACGUACGCGUGGGCUGUUUUCGUUUAUUUCCAUUCCAUAUUCAGCCAAACAUUUCAUACGAUCUCAAUAUGGUUAGCUGUGACGUUAGCGGUGUGGCGGUACGUCGCGAUCGCCUUUCCACAGAAAAACAGGACUUGGUGUAGCAAGAAAAACACUACAUUAGCAAUAGUAAGCGCAUAUAUUAUGUGCCCUUUUCUGUGUCUUCCUAUUUAUUUUGCAAUGAAUAUAGUGCCCAGUGAAGUGACUCCACAGAACAAUUCACAAUUUGCUGAAGACCUUUCCUUGCCACAAAAUCGGACCGUGUACGUGCUAGAAAUGUCUAAAAAUGUAGAAUUAGUUACGGCAAUAAUGUGGAUCUACAGUGUGAUUCUCAAACUCGUUCCAAGUAUUGCGCUUUCGAUACUUAGUACGUGUCUAAUAUCAAAGUUGACGACGACGGAGAGAAAACGGCAGAAGCUACUCAAACGAUCAACAGUUGGUCCCAAUGAGCCAGAGAAACAAUGCCUAGCGGAGGAGGCGUGUGCGCGACGUGCGAGUAGAACUGACCGCACCACUCGCAUGCUUCUCGCCGUACUUGGACUCUUCUUGUCCACGGAGGUGCCUCAGGGGCUACUGGGUCUAGCCAGUGCCCUCGCUCCGGACUUCUUCAAGAGCUGUUACAACAUGUUUGGUGACCUAAUGGACGUGCUAGCGCUGUUCACGUCGUCAGUAAACUUCGUGCUGUACUGCAGCAUGAGCCGGCAGUUCCGCUGUACCUUUGCCCGACUGGCGCGCAGGAUGCUGUCGGCUGCCGAAGAACCCGCUAAGUUCGCCACCAAACUCGAGCCCACCACGCAGGUCACCGGGCCGCUAUAGCGACAAAUACCCGCCCUGAUUAGGGUGGUCGAAGAGAGUAUUAUAUGAAUAAGGUACUCAUCACGUGCUCUCUAAAUAUUGAAUAAAUAAUGGACUUUGUAAUAACAUUUUAGAAAAUAAACGUAAAAUUUGUAGACUAUGUUAAGGUUAAAUUUAUAUAAGUAGAAAAAAUUAUAUAAGUACUUACUGUACCUUAGUAUAUAUUUACUAGUUUUUGCGUCUUGAGCCAUGACGCAAGAACUAGCAUUUGGCAAUUAAUUGUAGGCAAUUGUAUAGAAAAAUAUUAUAUCUUUGUGUUAUGAUUUUGAAUCACUAGAUUUUUUUAAUUCUAGGGUCCAAAAAGUGAUUUCAUUAAUAAAUUUGGAUAUAUAAAUAAACGAAUUUAAUUCUCUAAUUGAUGUAAAUAUUGCAUUUAUAAAAGAUAAGUAUGUACAUUGCAUCUUAGUUUAUAAUGUUUGAAAUAUAUAAUUGUAUAAAGAUGUUCAUUAUUCCUUUAAAUUUGUUAAUAUGUAUUGGCAUAACUUAGCUACAAUUCUUGUACGUUUUACAUUAUAAAAAAUCUUUUAUCAAAUAAAAUGUAUCAUA
Messenger RNA from Amyelois transitella, 1955 nucleotides. RefSeq names its product G-protein coupled receptor dmsr-1 (gene NGR-A13). Lineage: Eukaryota; Metazoa; Arthropoda; Insecta; Lepidoptera; Pyralidae. Gene Ontology annotation, biological process: G protein-coupled receptor signaling pathway. Gene Ontology annotation, molecular function: G protein-coupled peptide receptor activity. Bases 243 to 1370 code for a protein of 375 amino acids. Gene Ontology annotation, cellular component: membrane. The record is from RefSeq and is a predicted model, not a curated record. The transcript has 6 exons.